Messenger RNA from Blumeria graminis f. sp. triticale, 2202 nucleotides. The record is from the annotation of a GenBank genome assembly. NCBI's taxonomy places the organism in Eukaryota, Fungi, Ascomycota, Leotiomycetes, Helotiales, Erysiphaceae.
AUGAAUGUGCAAGGAUUUUGGAAAAAAUAUUUUACAAACAAAAUCUGGGAGAAAAAUUGCAUCGACCUUGCCAAAGAUUUCUUGAAGCGCUCCGGGGAAGAAAAUUCGAAGUUUCCUGCUCACCCAAAGGAAAAGUUGGUUUAUAACUGGAUGAAAACGGUUGAAAUCAAAAUAUUCGACCAAUCCUGCAAGUAUUACGAUGUCUCGACGCCGGCAUCAAGUUCAAAGUUUGAGGUAGAUGAGCGCUUUCUCAACAAGAGCCAUUUCAGCACAGCCAAUGCCCAUGAAUUUGAUGGUGGUCAAACAAUCAGACAAGUCGACUACUUCAUCAAGCGACGGGAAUUUCCCACGUCCGAUCGACACCAUUGGCGUGAUGUACUGGUGGUCGGAGAGUUUACAAAAUCCAAAACAAACGUGUUCAUGGACAAGUUUCUCCAGCUUUCGGUAUUGAUGUGCGAGCUCUUUUUUGCCCAGCCCCUUCUACGGUUCACCCAUGCAUUCCAGCUUUUCGAUAAGUCACUUCUGCUCUGGGUCUACGAUCGUUCAGGCCCAUACUGCGGCUCGUACAUUGACACCGGCAAAUCGCCGCAGACGCUCGUCUAUGUGAUGGCGGCGUACAUGUCGAUGAGCGACGCCGAACUUGGUCUGGAACCAAACAUCAAAUACGAGGCUCAUCAGAUCUGUGUCACGUUGGAUGUUCCUGGCACGGAGGAGGAGCGAGAAUUCAAGCUUUCGCCCAAGCCAGUUGCGCAAAAAACUUCACUUGUCUCGAGGGGAACCAGCUGCUACCACACCUUGGAAGGGGACUGUGCAGUGAAGUUCGCUUGGAGAAUGUGCGGGAACAAGUCGGAGGCUAAGCUACUCAAGAUUGCAAAGGACGUGGAUAGGCUGGCAAAGCUUGCUGGCUCGCGGGACUUUGUGAAGAUUAGCGAUCUUCGAAAGGGACUGAUAUUCACCAACAAGAUGGUGAAAAAUACGCUUCCGGACGACACGACCAUGGCCACACCGCUCGCACUUACUGAUGGCAUCAUGUUAUGUGAAAGUAAGAGCACAAGUGUAGCUGGGUCACGAAAAAGUAAGAGUGCAACAAGAGAUUCAGGAACUGAGACAGGUCGGUCAAGUAAGAGAUUAAAGACUUCGUAUGGAUCAUCUUACGCGAGAAACACCGGUAUUGAGGAAAUAUCAAACGUGUCAUUGAAUGCAAUCAUCGAAGAAGAUGAAACAAUUGUCCCAGUAGCAUGGAUCCAGGACAAGACUGAAGGCAUCAACGAUGCAAACAUAGAGUCUGCUGGGGAGAAACGGAAGAGCACAGAGAACGAUGAAGUCAGCGGACGGAUCAAGAGAUUGCACCUUUCAACUGCAGUGGAAGAUGCGUCAACUGAUGAUAAUUCUAGAAGAGGUACGGUUACUGGACAUGUCGAGGCUGAAGCCAACAAUGUGGAAGCCUAUUGUGAAGUUGAGGUUAAGUUUGCAGAGAUUCGGGAUCGUCACUCCUCGGCUAUGGCGAUAACACCUUUUGGAAGAUCGCUUCACGAGGUCGAAUCACCACUUGAACUGGCUACUGUUCUACGUAACGCGAUCAAAGCGCACUGGUCAUUAAUGACAGACGCAAAGAUAUUGCACCGUGACAUCUCAGCAAACAACAUCAUCAUGACUGGAUCUGUAUCUUGUAAGGACUGGAAAGGAUUUGUCAUUGACCUGUACCUGGUCGUCUUGCUUACGGAUGGCAAAUCUCAAGAGAAAAGACAGGCCAUGACCGGGACGAUGGAGUUCAUGGCGCUGGAGUUUAUGGCGCUGGAGGUCUUGAGUGGCAUUUGCCAAACAACGGGCGCGGUUGUGGAGCAUUCGUACAGACAUGACCUCGAAUCAUUCUUUUAUGUCCUCCUCUGGCAAUGCUUAAGCUGUGGAUGGGAUGAAGGAGUAAAUCCGAACAAAGAAUAUCUCUCAAAAUGGCAUACGGGGACAGCCUAUGAGAUAUUCGACUUCAAGAAAACUGAAAUUGAAAGUUCUCAUUUCGUCCAAGAAUUGUUGCCGAGAUUCUCGAAAAAGUUUCAAAAAGUUCGGGACCUUGCAAUGGAAUUCAGGCAGAUUUUAUUCUUGCCGUACGGAGAAUUCUUUAUUGGAUCUUACAAGGACAAUUAUGCCCUCUACAGCAAUAGUGUUAAGAUAUUCAACGAGGCCAAACACUCAUUGAUAUUGUAA